This is a messenger RNA of Racocetra persica, 126 nucleotides long. Lineage: Eukaryota; Fungi; Glomeromycota; Glomeromycetes; Diversisporales; Gigasporaceae. The record is from the annotation of a GenBank genome assembly.
AAUUUGAAGAAAUUAAUCAAGUUAAUGAUAAUGAUCAAAUGGCAGUAAAUAACUUAAUAGAUAAGCUUAAUAACUGCUGUUUGUGUGAAGAAAAAUGUAGUAAAAAGUCUCAUCGUGCCUGUUACA